AUGUACAUGGGAAGUGCUGUGGAUCCGGACUUCGAGAAGGAGGUCCUGACCUCCGUGGAUGAGCUGGCCCGACCUUUGGAGAUCAUCUACCGCUCUCUGGUGGAGAGCGGCGAUGAGGAGUCUGACCGCCACUCUGAGGCUUUGGAUGCCAUCACUUCGUGCCUCGGUCUUGGCUCCUACACGUCCUGGUCCGAGCAGGAGAAGUGCGACUGGCUUGUGAAGGAGAUCGAGUCCAAGAGACCUCUGCUGCCGGAAGACAUGGAAUGCAGCGACAUCGUGAAGGAAGUGAUCGCCACCUACAAGACCAUUUCGGAGUUGCCCAUCGAGGCCCUGGGCGCCUACUGCAUCUCCAUGUCAAGGGCCACCUCGGAUGUCCUGGCAGUGUGCCUCUUGCAGAAGGUUGGAGGCGUCAAGAAGUUCAUGCGCGUGAGCCCGCUCUUCGAGACUCGCGACGACUUGAUCAAUGCCCCGAAGGUGAUUGAUGCUGCCUUCAGCGUGCCAUGGUACAAGCAGCACAUUCAGGGCAAGCAGGAGGUGAUGUUGGGCUACUCCUUCCGAGCAGCCAUGCAAGAGCUGGCUGACAUCUCUGCGGCAGAGUACCAGAAGACAGUCUUCAAGAGCGAGAACGACAUCUUUGUCCGCUUCUUCCACAAUUACACUCCUACCUCCGAGUUGGGACAGAUGAACAUCGGCAGCAGGCCGGCCAAGAGACGAGCCUAUGGAGGCAUUGACACCCUCCGGGCCAUUCCUUGGAUCUUCGCCUGGACGCAGACGCGACUUAUGCUCCCGGUUUGGCUGGGCAACGGCUUGGCGCUGCAGAAGUACAUCGAUGAUGGGAAGCUGCCCUUGCUGCAGAAGAUGUACAAGGACGGGCUCCAGCCACUUUGGAUCUAG
This is a messenger RNA of Symbiodinium pilosum, 894 nucleotides long. NCBI's taxonomy places the organism in Eukaryota, Dinophyceae, Suessiales, Symbiodiniaceae. The record is from the annotation of a GenBank genome assembly.